GUCUUUUCACAUUGUGUCCACACCGGCAAUACCACCCUAUCGCCUGGAACGCGUAUGGCUCGCAUGAGCCGGUGCAUCAGACUAAAUAACUUAGGUAACGAAUCGAUCUGAGUCAUGUGCUAGACUUGAAUUUCGUUCAUUUCAUUGCAGGGGGAGGGACACAAAAAAAGCGAAAAGCUGCUUCCAGCCUAUCACGUUUGGUUUCUCUCUGCCCUUGGAAGACUACUACACUGUAGCCUACUACCGAGAUUUUUUUUUGCCUCUCCAGCCGCAUACAAAUUUUCACUCUGCUCAACAACCCUGUCAUUCAUACAGGAGUGGCCACUGAAAUUGGACGGUGUCGUUGAAUGGCCAGAUCCGUGGACGAUCUGAUGUGUCUGACCUCUGACGCAAACAAGACCCUGGACACGUGCAGUACUGGAACAUCGAGCUGCCUCUUCAAGGAUUUCAGCAUAGUCUCCACCGGAGCGCGACCAUAGUAAGACGCCUUUUGAUUGCAUGCACUUGCAAAACUACCUAGGUAUAUAUACCUCAAACAUCGGGCCAUAAUUAUACAACCGUCGCACCGAUCCAUCACGGAACAAAACGAAACGGCGUCGCACAACCCAACACAAAGCAAGAUGACUACCAAAACCGACUUUUCGACCCCAGACAUCCCCAUGUCAGAGGCGACGUUUUACUGUUCAGCGUGUACGCGUAUCAAUGCACCUGCGUCGCUGGUGUUUCGGACUCUACGCAACACCGAAACGUGGAAGGACUGGAACCGCUGGGUUCCCCGUGUGACGAUAAUCUCCCAACCCGACGACGAGGACGACGCUACCCUCGCCGAGAUCGAGGAACUGGUGCGCAACACCUCCAUCGCCGUCAGCUACGACUCUGAAAUUACAGACGGUGCGGCUGCCAUGACUCCUCAACAACAGGCCUCCCGACGCGGCAGCCUGGCCCGCGAAGUGAUCGAGUCUCAGGAAGAAGGCAUUGGGAGGAGGAGCUCCGACGGCCACCUAUUCCCCCCCGUCAUACGCCAGCGCCUCGCGAGCAACGCCGGCCGCCUGUCGGGGCAAUCCAAUCGACAGAGUUUCGAAGCGACCUCGUCACCAUUAGCCCAACCAGACACCACCACCACCACGACAACGGCUACAACGACAAAUGGUCUCUCGGGGGCCCAAAAAUACCAAGCGGCUCAAGAAGCCCGCAAGGCGUCCCUGGCGGCCGGCGAAAACCCCAAUAACAGCAACAACAACGCCGCCGUCAUGGUCGAAUCGCCCAACAACCCUGCCGUACUGAUGCCCGCGCCACGCAACACGGCCUCGACGGCGCUCGCGGUGUCGCACAACACCAAGGACGCCGCGGCCCGCCGCAAGAGCUCUUCGUCCCGGCGUCAACUCAACAUCAACGCCCUGUACGGCGAGCCCAGCGUCCGCAUCCAACUCGGCACCAAGAUGACCUUUUGCGUCAAGAUGAAGCUCCCCAGGAGCCCCGAGGUUCGCCAGACCAACAUGGUCGUGACCGAGGUGUCUCGGCCCGACGACCCCACCACCGACGACAACAGUGCCUUGGGUAACGACAUCACGCGGAUCCAGACCCACACCGUCUCCAAGUCGGGGGUGUACCGGUUGGUCUGGGCCAUGGAGAACGCCUACAACCCUCCCAAGGCCUUCCCCCGGUUCCUGCUCCAGGCCCAGCGGGUACACGAGAUCCGGCCCAUCAUCAGUGGCGACGGCACCGAACAGUGCGAGUAUUGGGACUGGGAGGCCCAGAGGGGUCUGUUGGCGAAAAAGGUGAAGAAGGACUUUGCGAAAUACAUCGAGGAACGAAUGGUCGAGUGGGGUCAGAGGUUGGGCGAGUUUUGUGAGAGCAUGGGAGGUGCGGUGGAGAGGAGGGAUUUUGUGGGAUAAUACGGAGGAGUAACAAACAACAGUAAUGGUAAUAAUGAUACCCCGGUGGUGCUGCAGUACCGAAGAAUUCAACCAAUAUCUCUCGCAGACAACAAAACCCAAAAAAAAAGAGUAAUGCGCGCGGUUGUGGGAUGAUGGUGAUGAUACCCAAGGGGUCAGUACUGAAGAAAUGUUGAUUUCACACACAGAAUUGAGAAAAAGGAAUACGGGAUGCACGGG
Exophiala oligosperma is the source of this 2114-nucleotide messenger RNA. RefSeq lists its product as uncharacterized. The record is from RefSeq and is a predicted model, not a curated record. Bases 621 to 1895 code for a protein of 424 amino acids. Lineage: Eukaryota; Fungi; Ascomycota; Eurotiomycetes; Chaetothyriales; Herpotrichiellaceae. The transcript has a single exon.